This is a messenger RNA of Cydia splendana, 3854 nucleotides long. RefSeq names its product fasciclin-2-like. Lineage: Eukaryota; Metazoa; Arthropoda; Insecta; Lepidoptera; Tortricidae. Gene Ontology annotation, molecular function: protein binding. The transcript has 16 exons. The coding region runs from base 305 to 2734 and encodes 809 amino acids. Gene Ontology annotation, cellular component: neuron projection. The record is from RefSeq and is a predicted model, not a curated record.
GCCGUAUAAUUUGGCCGUCUCUAAAAAUAAGCGUGAUGUUUACGCUACAAAAUAUACGUCCUAUUUCAGAUUGUGUCGUGCAACCAAGCAACAAACGUCAGUCGCGCUAUGCCACGCAUCAGGAGAUCACCGCCUGCAUAACUUGACGUUACGUUUCGGAACGUUCCUUUCGAAAUUCGAACGCAUUUGAAUGAAAAAGGCGCGAAAGUAGAAUGUGUCAUAGAUUUUUUUUUCUUUUUGACGGCCAGUAAUGCUUUGUUUUUAAUUUGUGUUUCGGUUGACAUCGUUUGUUUUAUGCCAGAAAAUGAUAUUGACCAAGGGAUUUGAUGUUUUUGUUGCCAUUUUCGUAAUUGUUUCAUCGAGAGUGUGCACUGCUUGUUUUACCGGAAACGAAUAUGAAAAGUUUCCAGGCAAGACGGGCUCCACUUAUGUCAAAAACUGCGAAUGCAAGGAAGUCGGGUACUCGGUGAAGCAUCUGAUAUGGCUGGACCCGGACGGCAACGCGAUCAAUGGACCAGAUUCGAGCAAUCCGAACAUAUACACGGAGAUCAAAGAUCACAAUAUACUGAGCCUCGUGGUGAGGAGCAUCAGCAAGUCCAUGGCAGGGAACUACACCUGCCAGACAAACUUCGAAGGAAACACGUAUAGCCAGACUUAUAAUAUUGAAGCAUAUGAUAGCCCGUACUUUGUGAACACGACUGAGGAUCAGAAUAUAAUCAUCGGGGAAGACUCUAUAGUUAGAUGCGAAGUGCGAGGAAUCGCAGACUACGAGAUAGUUUGGUACCGAAUCACAGAUCAAGCGGAUGUGCCUUUGGUGAACGACAUGAAGUACAAGAUAUUGCCUGAACAUGGGCUACUCAUCAGAAACGUCACUAAAGAGGACGCUGGGUACUACAACUGCACAGUCAAUAACAUUGUCAUAGGGGAAUCAUUACCAAUACGUAUCAAUGUACAGGCAGCAGCAAGACCAGUGAUAUUUGAACCAAAAUUUAACAUUCCUCCGGAGACCAUAGUUGUCGGCAACUCAGUGGUUGUAGAGUGCCUUGCGGAAGCCAUACCGUACCCCGAAUAUACCUGGACCAAGAUUACAGAUGAGUUCGGAAAUCCUAUAGAAAAUGCAAACUCGACCUGGACACCAAUGGUUAAUACAAUAAAAUUCGAUAGCAUCAAAAAAGAAGAUGCAGGGAUAUAUGUAUGCACCGCAGCCAACACUGUGGAUAGUGCAGCUAUAAACGUACCCAUUAGUGUCAAAGUGCCGCCAGUAAUAACGUCCCUGGAGAACGUGACCGUCGUGGAAGGCAACGCAGCACAGAUCGCCUGCAAGGCUACCGGAGUGCCUGCCCCUGAACUCAUUAUAGAGACCAGUCUGGACGGAUUGGAGACAGAUCAAAGGGUAUCAACAGCCAUCAUGCACCCGACACCGGACACGUCGGAGCUAUAUUUGACAAUUAUGAACGUCUCCAGACCAUGUGAGGGCAUCUUCAGAUGCAGUGCAGCUAAUGCAGUGAACAACGUUACGCAGGAAAUGUACUUGACCGUCCUGUACGCGCCAUAUUUCCCCGUUCAAAACGAGACCAUUUGGGGCUGGCACAACCACACGGUCAACAUGAGCUGCGUCCACGCAAGCAACCCGCCGUCCGCAAUAGUAUGGAAGUUCCUUGGAAGUGAAAGUCGCGAAACGACUACAGCAGAACACGAUCAAGUUAAUAAAAUACUUCAAGAACUAAAUGAUGGCAGUACAGAACAAUACUUAGCCUUGCAAAUUGACGCUAAUAAGUAUGGAGAGUACGAGUGCACAGCUGUCAAUCCUUAUGGAAAUACUACGAAGAGAAUAUACUUGAGAGAAGCGUUUAAACCGACGGCUAUCAAAAAUAAAACAAUCAUAACCAUGACAGCAACGUCCGUAACAUUCCAAAUCCAAGGCCCGGACGCCGCAGACAACGCCCCCGUACGCGGCUACGUCGCAGAAUACGACCUAGUUGAGAACUAUGCCAUCACCAGCCACCAUAACAUAAGCUAUUGCGGCGUGGAAAGGAACUUUACAAUAGACCGGCUGAAGCCCAAUAGGACGUAUUCGAUUAAGUUUGCAGCCCAAAAUGCGGUUGGUGAUGGCGAGUGGUCGGAGCCGUUUGAAUUCGUGACACCUGAAUCGUCCGCUCCUGAACCGCCCACAGAAGUGUGGGGCAAUCAAGGCAAGCUCAGGUGGAAGGCGCCCGAGCCUAACGGGGAGCCCAUCGACCAUUACAGCGUCGAGUUCUGCCCGUUUGUCGGCGAAACUGUCAACCACACGCUCUGCCAAAAAGACAAUGUGUCAGAAACCACGUUCCCACUAGAAAAGUUGGAGAGGAACGCUAAAUACAAGUUCGGAAUAAGUGCACACAACUCUCAAGGCUACUCGGAUUACACGUAUAAGGAGAUAAGGACGCCAGCGAAAAUAUUCGGCGAAGGCCUACUAUCAGCGGGCGCCGUCAUCGGCAUAUCGGUGGUGGCGGUGUUCCUCUGUCUUCUCGUAUUGGACCUGCUCCUACUAUGCUGGAGGAAGCAGGGCAUCAUAGCGAGCUGCUACUUUAGGAGAAACAAGAAGAAAACUGACAACCUUAAUUCCCGGGACAAGAAAGGGCUGCUAGUGACAGAAGGCGAACGUGCCGAUGACCGGCCCAAUAACGGUGGCCACAGAGAACUGGUGUACAACAAGACCACGGGCGUCAUCACGGGGAAGCACUCCUCCGUGUAGCUUUAAUAUACCACCGAUAACGUGCACGAACAUUUUCGUUAAUUGACCUUUAAGGAUGACUCACGCUAGACCGGGCCGUACGACAUGUCAUUUUCUAUGACAGCUGAUCGGUGAUCACGUGGUGCUUUCCAUAGAAAAUGAAGCUCCGUAAGUUCCGGCCCGGCCAAGGCCCGUGAGUGAGCGUGAGUCAUCCUUUAUACGACAGAGAGCUGAAGGUACAACAAGACCAUGGGCGUCAUCAUGGGAAAACACUCGUCAGUGUAGCUUUAAUAAACCACCGAUAUCGUGCACGAAUAAUUUUGUACGUUGACCUCUACUACAGCAGAUUUUUUUUUGGAAUGGAUUUUAAUGAGCCGGGCAGCUGGUGCUGCUCUUUGACAGACUUUACGGACUGGUGUUACAACAAUUAAAUACUAUACAUACUACAAGCCCCGUAGACAACAUGCCAAUCGCUAACGCUACGUAGCGAACGAAACGCAACUGUCACUGUCACAGUAAUAUGGAAGAGUGAUAGAGAGACACAAAGCGUUUCGAUGGCGAAACGCAAGCGAUCGUCAUCUUGGUUAGGCCGCCUGGAGUCAUCACGGGGAAGCACUCCCUCAGUGUACCUUUAAUAAACCACCAACCUCGUGCAGAGUUAUAAUUAUGUCGAUGUUUCCUGUGGAACAGCUGAUUUAACGAUUUCGAGGUUGGCAUCAUAGUAAUAAAUUGCUCACUAUGAUAUUUAGUGACACAGUACCUCUUGUCACACAUAACAGAAUCAACCUGUAUAUUGCCGUAGCUAAAUUGUAUUGCCGUCGCAUACUCUCGCCUUUUUGGUCGCGUGCGGCAGUAAUAAAGUUUUUGCGAUAUACAGAGAUAGGUACGAGUAUGUACUGACAGGUUAAAGUUCGAAAUUAUUCGUGCACGGUGACCACACUUUAGCAAUUAAAUAGUAAAUGUAAUACCAAAGUUAAAUAAAUAUUGUAUACUUUUUCUUACACAUUUCAUACAACAAAGUGCCAAUACCUAUACAAUAUCAUACACAACCAUUAUUUAAGUUAAUUUGUGUUCUGAAGAAUCACAAAACAUGAUUGUAUGACACAUUUAAGAACCAAAAGAUAAAAAAUAAUUAAAACAA